Messenger RNA from Ceratitis capitata (Mediterranean fruit fly), 4913 nucleotides. RefSeq lists its product as uncharacterized. The record is from RefSeq and is a predicted model, not a curated record. Lineage: Eukaryota; Metazoa; Arthropoda; Insecta; Diptera; Tephritidae. The transcript has 11 exons. The coding region runs from base 430 to 4401 and encodes 1323 amino acids.
GUUAUAUCGCAAAAACUUUUUAAUGCGAUUUUAUUAGCUUGGAAGCACUGUUUGCUAGAUGUCAUGGCGGCUAUAUACAGCCAGACAGAGAAGUGUCAAAUAGAAAAAACUUACUAAACGCGAUUAUCUUCGGAUUUGCAGAUUUCUCUGGCUGAAAUUUCAAAAGAAAAAUUUUAGUAAAUUUAUAAGCAUUCAAUCAAUAUUACAUAUAUAGUGCGAAAUAAUUCUAUGCCAAAAAGGCAAUUAAUUAUGGCGCUAUUUACUAUGCUGUGAUUUGUCAGUUUAAUCGAUUUGUUCAACCAGCUACUCAACCGUGCAAUAAUACGGGAGGGGUAGGGUAAAUUACAUAUUCCAGGACAAACAGCGACAGUGUGUCGCAAACAAGGACGUUCGGUUGAAGAUUAAACAACUGAGUAUUAAAGCAAAGAAAUGUAUAACGGCAUUGGUUUAACAACGCCACGCGGGUCAGGCACUAAUGGACAUGUACAGCGUAAUUGGGCAUUUGUACGACCCGGCAAAAAAGACAAUUCAAAUUAUCGUUCUGAAGAAGAUAUCAAAAAAUUAGACGCAACCUUAAAUCGUCCACCUAAUAAGGAGAUAUUAGAUCAUGAUCGAAAACGUAAGAUUGAAGUGAAGUGCAUAGAAUUCGAGGAGAUAUUGGAAAAGCAAGGGCGUACUCCAGAAGAAAUAAAAACAAAAGUUGAUUCGUAUCGUCAAAAGUUAAUGGGACUAGGAAAAAGCGAUUUACCAAAGGAUGAAUUUGGAAGAAUAGCUGUCCGAGAGACUCAUCAAAUUGCUGAAGCGCAACAGGAGAAAAACGCCAAGCUGCGUGAAGCUUUCAAUAUAUCUGAAUAUUUUGUCGAAGGCUCCAGUUUUGACUCGGAUCGUAAAGCUAAGGAAGAUUUAGCCAAAAGUCUGGCGCUACAAAAGGAAUUAGACGCGCAACGCGAAAGCGCGGCUGCAGGCAGAGAGAAGGAGAAGGAACGUGACGAUAAGCGUCGUUAUGCUUUAGUGCGCACACCAUCACGUGAAAAAGACAAUACCGGUAGUGGCGGUAGCAAAGCUGAUAACAGUGAUAAUGAAGUUCACGAGCAUGCUUCGAGAUCGGAGAAAAAGAAAAAGAAGAAACGCACACGGGAUAGUUCUGGCAGCCCUGAACGUAAGAAGGACAAGAAGAAAAAGUCUAAAAAACACAAAAAAGAAAGUAAAUCGAAAAAGAAGAAGUCACGCAAGCGUAAAGCAAGCGAAUCCGAUAGCGGAGAUUCCGAUCAUGGCUAUGAUCAUGAGAAGAAUAGCAGCGAUUCAGAGUACGAGCAGAAGAAGCAACGCAAACGCGCCAAAAAGGAUAAGAAAAAACGCGAUAAGAAGAAGAAAAAAGAACGCAACGGCUCCGUGGAAAAGUCGCGCUCGAGAUCCCAUGAACGCUCUGCUAGAGCUGACCGCAAACGUUCUGAGGAGAGAUCAGCCAGGCGAGAUGAUCGCAGUAAUGCGAGACAUCAAUCUAAAUCUUCAACAAGAAAUCCAUUUGAACGCAAAUCUCCAGAAAGAAAUGUCCGAAAUGACCGUCGGCGUUCGGAGGAAAGAUCAAUGAAACGUAGCGAUCAUGCGUCGCCACGUAACGCAUCCAAAUCAUCGACCAAUAAUCCUUUUCGCAGUCGUUCUCGUGAACGUCGAUCACCACAAAAAUCACAACGCCACAAUUCUUUGGCGAAAAGUUGCAGCCGGGAACAUUCCAGAGAACGACAGCGUGAUCAGGAGCGUCGCAAACGUCGUGAUCGUGAUGAUCACUCAAGUGAACGUCGUAAAGCAGUAUCUGUGGAACGUAAUUCUCGUCAUGGCAAGCGAGAAACUUCACGUUCAGUAUCACGUGAUAGGCAUCGUCAAGCACACUCCAGCGCUCGUCACGAAAAUGCGUCAAAUAUUUCACGUCACCCCCGUACACGUUCGCGCUCACGUUCUAAAUCUGUACACCGUAACAAUCGCAAGCGUUCGCCUUCCGCUAACAAAGUUGAGAAAUUCCGCAAACGUACUAUUACACCUACAGUGCCACCAUCAAAGAGCGCCGCUGCUUCUGUUUCACCAACGCGUUCUGAUUCUAGCGCUAGAAAGAAUCCAUUUAAUCCAUUCAAAGUUGAUGUACCAACACUUGGUGGCGCUCUUGCAUCUAUUGGUGGUGAUGCGCGUCCUAUCUCCAAUCCAUUUAAGAAUGUUGCUGAUCCCAUAAAGAUGCCAAAAAUGCCGAGCCGCACCCGAUCUCCUUCUGCGGCAAGCAGUGGUGUCAAUCGAAUUGGCAAAGACAGCUCGCAUUCAAAGAAAGACUCCUUGCGCAUUAGUCGUGCUAGAUCACCUCUUCGUGCGUCAUCAGUACACUCAACGCAUUCGAGUAAAGACGCGCGUGUAUCGAAAGGAGAAAGACAAUUCAUUAGAGAACGUUCGCGUGAACGCAGAAACUCGCCUGAUGGGCGACGCUCUCCACCACGAGCGGAGCGUGAAGUUAAAAAGGAAAAAGAAGACUCACGUGAACGUGAAGUCAAAAAGGGUAGGGAACAAUCACGUGAGCGCGAGUUAAAAAGGGAGCGUGAAAGUUCACAUGAGCACAUAGUUAAAAAGGAAAGAGAGCGUUCACGUGGACGUAGAAAUUCAGGGUCGCGCCAACAACGAUCAAAGUCGCGUACUUUCCAAGAAUCUAAGCGACGCCAACGUUCAGGUAGUCGUGAAAAAUCGCCUUUAUCCCGGCGAUCCGCAUCGCGCACUGAUCGCAAUGUUGAAAAACGUGGAAAAAGUUCUCGUGAUCUUCGUAGGUCGUCUGAUGAAAGUUCUGCACAGCAACGCUCUGGACGUGAAUUGAAAGAGAGAGAGCGAUCGCGUGAAGAGCGCAGCGAGCAUCGAAGAUCUGAAGAGCGUCGUGUGCGUCAAUCGCCUAAAAAAAUGUCACCACCACGACGCCGUCGUCGUUCAAGGUCACACUCUUCUUUAAAACUCACAGCAAGUAGAGUCACUUCUUCACCAUCACGUGCUAAAUCACGUUCACCACAUGAAAAAAAUAAGAAAGGUAUGAAUUAUCCAAGCUCCAAUCGGCGUACAGAAACGGAAACGGCUACUAAACGUCGCUCACAAUCGCGUGAUUCCUCGGAGUUAAGUUACUCCCCGGCACGUCGUAAUCCUGAGCGUUAUCGCGAGAUACUCGAAGCUGCAGAUAAAGGUAAAACAAAAGAGCACGAAACUAAGAAACGCAACGAUGAUACCGAACAAUCUUCGCACGAUACACGAAAAGUGCGUAAAAUGCAAGAAGAGUAUUCUGCUAAUGAGCGUGAUGAUCGCGGGCGCAGUGGCCAAAUCAGAGAGCACACAAAUAGCGAUAGCAGUCGAGUACGAGUUGAACAAGGUGCUAAUCGCGAUCGGGAACGUGGUCGUGAGCCACGUGAACGCAAUAUUGAUUGCAAUGAACGACCUCGCAGCAAAGAAAAGCGCAGUAAAGAACAUAAACGCGAACGCGAGACACGCGAUUCGUCAAGCACCAAACGCAUCAAGCUUAUGUCGGGUCCAGUGGUGCGUUUGCAAGGUCAGAGCGAAGACGAAAACGAUGCAGAUGAACGUCCAGAGAAAAUAGCUGCAUCGCUCGAUGAAUUCCAAGAAACCAAGCGGGGACGAGAACUGAAGGACAUGGAAAUGUUAGAGCAGCUGAAAACGGAUAUAGCUGCAAAAGCAAAAGAAAAAUUAAAGACGAUUGAGAAAUUGGCCGUCGGCGGAGGAAAUCUUGGUAAUGAACCAUUGGUAGCGGCACUAGCCGACAGUACACUCGUCGAUGCGAUCGUCUCCAAAGUAUCUACAGCUACAGUAGCGGCAGCAGAGAGCGCUACACGUCGCAGUCGCAGCCGUUCAAGACGGAGUCGCAGUCGCAGUCGUAGUCGGCCACGACGUGAUGGCGGUGGCGCUGGCGGCGGCGGAGGGGGAACAGGAGCAGCAAGUGGAAAUGGAGGAACAAAGAGUCGGCGUUCUACAAGCCGAUCGCGUUCAACGCAUUACUCUUCGUCGAGCAGCCGCAGCCGCAGUCGUUCGCGUAGUCAUAGCCACCGUACUUCACGUUCUCGCUCACACUCACAUUCAUCGCAUUCGAGCUGUUCGACACGAAGUAGUUCACGGAGCUCAUCAAGCUCUGGCAGUUCUGGUUCCUCCCGUACCGGCUCGCGUUCACCAUCAAUUCCGCGAAGGCGUGGAUCUCCCAGCUUUUUAGACCGCCGUCGCAUAACAAGUGCACGCAAACGUCCAAUACCUUAUCAUCGCAAGACACCCUCAGAUGCUUCCAGCUAUUGUUCAAGCUGCUACAGUCGCGAGAGUUCGCCGCAUUCGCCAUCACGUUCACCAACACGCAGCAGUCGCAGUCCAUCUACGGCAUUUUGAGGUUUAAAGAAGAAACUUAUUAAAGUUUUACAAAAUAUCACAUAAGAAGAAAUUUAAAAAUCGUACGGAAUCCAGUGAAAUCUUCAACUGCAAUGGAAGUCACAAUAAUAUGGCGUAGGGAGGCUGAUAAAAGUAGAAAAUAGUGCAAGCUCUAAGCAUGAGUAUUAUUUCUAGUCCUAUGCAAGCAUUCUAGUCGUUGUUUUUAUUUUUAUUAUUAUUAUUAUUUUUUUUUUUGAUUAGCGCAUUUACAUUUACAUUAGAAAAUAAGAACACUGCUAGUCAAGUAUUACAUAUGACGUGUAAUGCGUUUUGUUAUUUCGUAGAUAUUAAUCGUUUUUUAUUUGGUCAUAUUUGAAGUGCUAACGGCAUUACUAUUCAUUGAAAUUCCUUUAGUUAAUGAAACAUACAUAAAUACAUAUAUACUCAAUUUAGUUGUAACAAAUGUGUAAGAUUAAAUUAAAUUUAGUCCAUAAGUAUAAUCUAAUGUAAAUUAUUUAAGAAAAAAGACACCA